Colossoma macropomum (tambaqui) is the source of this 4623-nucleotide messenger RNA. It is a transcript of the gene mapta, whose product is annotated as microtubule-associated protein tau a. Lineage: Eukaryota; Metazoa; Chordata; Actinopteri; Characiformes; Serrasalmidae. The coding region runs from base 213 to 1961 and encodes 582 amino acids. The transcript is spliced from 18 exons. Gene Ontology annotation, molecular function: microtubule binding. The record is from RefSeq and is a predicted model, not a curated record. Gene Ontology annotation, cellular component: neuron projection. Gene Ontology annotation, biological process: microtubule cytoskeleton organization; neuron projection development.
GGCCUAACCGCUCUAUUUUGGUUAGCGUGUCCGUAACCUUAAGCUAGGCCUACAUGUUUGGGUGUAUAAAUAGCCUGGUUAGCACAGGCCCACUGGCUCUAUUUACAUUGAGCUUGUGACAGGCUGGCGAGCCGGAGGCGGAAGAGGCCGGACUUUGUGAUUUCUAUUGAUCCUAAAGGACCACUGCUCUGAAAGUCUGAUCCUAACUUGCGAUGGACCAGCAGCACGAUUUGCUCGGCUCUUCACCCAAUAGCCACUACAACCCCAACGCCAUGGCAACCUCCCUCGCUGGUAUGACCAUCAACGACCAUCACCAUGGCAACCAGUUCCACAAGGAGAACGGCGUCGCCGGGGGGCACAUGGGACCCGGAGACGGGCCGAUGAAAGAGGAGUCCGAAGAAGCUUCAACCAAACCAAGCGAGAAUGAGCUAAUAACGGAGACUGAGAGUGCUGAUGUAAAGAGCGCCCUCUCUGAAGCACACGUUGAUGAAGAAACAGCGUUAGAACUUGAGCAUGCUGAGAGCGCCUCCUUUGGUGAGGAGGAGCAGUGCGAGGGGUCCGUGGAUUCUGCAGAAACACAUGGAGAAGCUUCACCACUGUCUGCUCCCGCUGAGGCGAAUGGGCAGUGCGGAGGAGCUACAUCUCCAACAGCUCAACCCAAGACUGACAGUGAUGCUGAGAAACGGACCCCCAAAACACCUCCUGCCAAAACUAGACCCUCUUCCCUAAAGAAACCCUCCACCAUUGUGAAAAAAUCCAAAGUUUCCUCCUCCACUAGCUUUCCCUCAACACCUGUAAGUGCCGUGCUCAAAGAAACGCGGCCAAGGGCCCCAGGUAGUGGCAGGCCUCAUGCUGCUGGCACUAAGAUUCCUGCGAUGACCCCUCCUCAGUCAGUGAAAGUGGAUCCGAAGAAACCAGUGAAGAAUGGAAAAGACUCCCCUAAGACCCCUGAGGCCAGUGGGCAGAGCAGUCCUGGCACCCCUAAAUCCCCCUCUAGCAAGGCUCUUGGUGGAAAACCGCCAGCAGGGAAGGACAUGAAGAAGGUAGCAGUGAUCCGCUCCACCCCCAAGUCUCCUGGCUCCCUGAAGAACCGCUCACCAGCCCCACUAGUUGCUGCGGCCACACCCUUGCCUGACCUGAAGAACGUGCGCUCAAAGAUUGGCUCCACUGAGAACAUCAAGCACCAGCCUGGAGGAGGCCGGGUCCAAAUACUUGAUCAGAAGUUGGACUUUAGUAAUGCUCAGUCUAAGUGCGGCUCCAAUAACAAUUUGAAACAUGUACCUGGAGGUGGCAAAGUCCAGAUUCUGGAUAAGAAGGUGGACUUCAGCAGCGUUCAGGCUAGAUGUGGAUCUAAAGACAACCUUAAGCAUGUUCCUGGAGGAGGAAAGGUCCAAAUUCUUGAACAGAAGCUGGACUUUAGUAAUGUCCAGUCUAAGUGCGGCUCGAAAGACAAUAUCACACAUGUACCUGGAGGUGGAAAAGUUCAAAUUCUCGAUCAGAAGUUGGACUUAGGUAGUGUUCAGGCUAGGUGUGGUUCCAAAGACAAUAUCAAACACACACCCGGAGGUGGAAAAGUCCAGAUUUUUCACAAAAAGCUUGACUUGAGCAACGUGCAGUCGAAAUGUGGUUCAAAGGACAACAUCCAUCACAAGCCAGGUGGAGGAAACAUUGAGAUCAGGUCAGAGAAGCUGGACUUCAAGGCCCAGUCGAAGGUUGGCUCUCUAGACAACAUUGGACAUGUGGCUGGAGGUGGCCAGAGGAAGAUUGAGACGCACAAGCUGAUGUUCCGCGAGCAGGCGAAGGCGCGGACGGAUCACGGAGCUGAGAUCAUCUCUCUGGACGAGUCUCCCCAGCAGCUCAGCACCGUCUCCUCCUCCGGCAGCAUAAACAUGGCCGACCCUCCGCAGCUGUCCACCCUCGCGGACCAGGUGACCGCCUCGCUGGCCAAGCAGGGCUUGUGAUCCCCCUCCCCAGGUCCCAUCUCCUGAAUUCCAAAACGCACCCGUUACAGUAAACGUACGGAUAUACAGAAGUCAUCUCCCCUACUUCAUCACUAAAGGACGUCACUUCACGGCCACGCCCCACGCCAAGUAGCCCCGCCCAUCACUGUUAAGAUUUUAUAACGUCAUUUAUAAUAAGCCUGCGAGUGUUCUUAGAGUCACUUACCCAGGGCUGCUGAAAGUGUCCGCCUGUCUGUACCUCUUAAAAAUCUCUCCCCAGUAUAUCCUUCCUUUGAUAUAUGUGGACAUAUUUUCAGAAACAGUGCUACAUAUUUGUAUGGUUUUUACCUACACGUUAGAUAUGAUAGCCUAAAAUCAUCAGAAUCAUAUUUGUUAUGUCUAUAAAGUGUUAUUUCAAUGCUCCUCACUUUACGAAACAUAGGGAAUCGUAUUUUGAAGAUGGAUUUGAAGCUUAAAUGGUCAAAGAUCAGAUUUGUUCCCAGAAGAACGAGCUACCUUUAGAUAUUUGUCCCAGUUUUAAUAAACGUGAAGUAUUAAGAAGAAAAGAAAAACAGGGUUGUGUAAUGGUAAUAAUACUUAGAGCCAAACGAUCUGUCUGAGAAGAGACUGCAGCUUGUUUAAAGGGGGAGAUCCUUUCAAAACAAGCUAAAUUAUCUGUGCGAUACUUUCCGCAAAAUUUGUUGGGCUUCGUUAAGGAAACGUGGUGUUUGUCAGGCACUUUUUAUUAUUCUGUGGAUAUGAGAUGUAUUUGAUAUGAAAAAAGACACAUGAUUAUCGUCGUGCCUGCUGGCAGUCCAUUGUAGAUGCCUCUCCUACUUUUACGUUUGCUUUACUGCUAACAAAUUACUCACGUUUGUGUAUCUCGAACACUGACACGCAGCGUUCUCACCCUAACACUGUCGUAGCUGAACGUCUGGGGACUAGAGGUUGUCGGUGUAGAAGGUGAACCCUUUGGUUCACAGCGUUGAAAAGCCUUCUCGAUGAACAUUUUGUGGCCACGUUAAUCAUUACAGUCCUGAAUAAGCUGCUGUUUAUUAUUUAGAACUAUGUGCUUUGGUGGUGAGUCAGUCGUAGGAGUAAAUUACGUUCAGAUGAUCGGUUUUGUUGUACACCCGUGUUGUCGAAUCGUGAAUGCAAUUGGAGUAGAUGCCAAGAGUAUAUCUAGGAGCUAUGAUUUGAUCCAAUACUCCGCCAAAAGUGUUUUUCUUUCCACUCUUUGUGCUUAGUCCACGCGCCCUUAUGAAGUUAUAUGAGAAGUAUUCAUUGAAUUAUUGCCAAACGAUUCUCCUCAAGGUCGAACUGCGGUCGGUUGUGCCGUGGCUCGACAUCGUGUAUCUUGUAUUGUCCUUUUGAUCCAUUACGUUGCAUGGAAAUUUGCAUUUCUUUUAACCGUCUUGACUCAACAUGCAGCUACGCUCUAAAAAGUAGGGAUGGGCGUGGUUAUUCGAAUAAGCUCCUCUUCGCAUUCGUUUAUUUAAUCGGUUAUUCAAGUAAGGCAUGUGGAAUAAAAUGAAAUGUCUCGCAAGUUUUAAACGCGUUUUUAUCGAGUAUGUGGUAUUAUAUCUCACGUUAAGCAAUGCGGCAAAGUUUAAGCGUGAAAAUAUUUACAAAAGAUUAGUUAAUUAGCGUAUUAAAUCAUUAAUCUGAAUGAUCAUCUAUGGAUCGCUUCUGCACGCAAAAAACAAAGGUUAAACCUUCGUCGUUUAUUCAUAACAGUAUCAAAUUUGUUCUCAUUGGGGUCUCAAAUACUGUUUGUUUAAAAAUGCAGAUAUUCGAAUAGCAAAUGCUGUGAAGUGCUCAUCCCUACAGCGUCAUUUUACGCCGCCUGGCUGUUCAACUUUUCUAAAAACACGCGCCGAUUUCUCCGCUGCACUGCGCGGUUCAGCUCGCUCUGUUUAAGAUCCUUGCAUGCGUUUCACAUGAGCGACUGCAUUUCCCUUUUCUUCCUGCACCGUUCUGUUUUAUCACGGUGUUAUCCUGUAAUCUGGAUUGUGCUUUUUUAGCAUAUCUAUAGCAGAGGAAGGGAGUUCACUGUCCAACAUAUACCCCACACUUUUCUUUGUGACGGAGAAGGAGCUGUGUAGAUAGCGGUAGUAUAUAAUGUAUGUGUGCUAUAUGUUUAUGACUCAUCUCGAUCUAUUUGCCAAGGAACAUGAGGGCUGAGAAAAAAAAAAAAACGUAGCAGAGCAGUUUCAGCGGUUGUACUCGCACCACGAUAAUCUGCAUGCUCAAGUCGUUUGGUCAUCUUUGUUUUUCUUUUUCGUUUUUUGUUUUCUACACGGAUCGGCAGUGUGUUUCUGAAUGUUUUUCCUUGGACAGGGUUUGUGUACUGUAUGUGGUAUGAAGGGACAGGGACGGGUUUUCGCCUCGGGUGGAAGACGUCGUGUACGAGAGCGCGACGAGGGAAGGGUUUCGUGAUCCAGAAGUGACCUUGUGAGGAAUAACGGCCGGUUAUUUUGAGCGUAGCGUCCAGUUCCACGUCACUGACCCCGAGUCUGGACUGAGGAGGGUUUGCCGUCCUGUCGUCACUGACACCAUUCACCUGUUUGUACGUUUUAGCUUGGGAAUUGUGAUUGUAAAUAUUGUUCCAGUGUGUUUUAUUAAUAACUGAUUCUUGUUAAUGUACAUGUGAAUUUGGAAAUAAAGGAUAUAAAGGAUAACA